This is a messenger RNA of Drosophila arizonae, 1114 nucleotides long. It is a transcript of the gene Timp, whose product is annotated as Tissue inhibitor of metalloproteases. Gene Ontology annotation, molecular function: metalloendopeptidase inhibitor activity; protease binding. Gene Ontology annotation, cellular component: extracellular matrix. The record is from RefSeq and is a predicted model, not a curated record. NCBI's taxonomy places the organism in Eukaryota, Metazoa, Arthropoda, Insecta, Diptera, Drosophilidae. Gene Ontology annotation, biological process: negative regulation of membrane protein ectodomain proteolysis; negative regulation of endopeptidase activity.
GAGUUCACGAUUCAGUGCAGAACCGCAGGCGCAGCGAAGUAGAACGCACGAAGACGACGGCGGCAACGACGCGGCGAAGAUUAUUGUGUGAAUUAGUAUUAUUAAAUGCAAAUGCAACAAGUCUGAGACCUGACAGUGCGAGUGAACAAAUUAAGCAGAGCCCCGCAGUGGUUAAUAGUGCUAAAUAAACAGUUUUUGGUGCUUAACGAUUAACGAGCUACAAAUUAAUUAUUUCGUAAAAAAAAAAAAAAUUACAAAUUAUUUGCAGUCGACUGACGAUUCAGCUUCACGACGACCCGAUUCGCUGUUGGCAGGGCGACAAAUAGGGAUUGGAUUCGCGCAGCUAUAACGGCGCCAUGGAGUUAACCAAACAUUUGAGUUUAUUGGCGCUCGCUCUGGUCGCGGUGCUGGCGUUUUAUGGCCACUCCACAGAUGCCUGCGUGUGCGAGCUCGCGCACCCACAGAAGCAUUACUGCAACGCUGAUUAUGUGGUGCAGCUGCGCGUUCUCCGCAAAUCGGAAACCCUCCAGAAGUACCAGACGGUGUACAAGGUGCAGAUAAAGCGCAUCUACAAGGCCACACCUGAAGCUCGUCGCAUGCUGCGCGACGGUCGCUUGUCCUCGCCGAGCAGCGACUCCAUGUGCGCCAUCAAGCUGGAGCUCGGCAAGAUAUACAUCAUAGCCGGCCGAAUGCCGCAGCUGAAUCUGUGCAGCUACUACAAGGAGUACAUCAACAUGACGAUCAGCGAGCGGCGCGGCUUCAGCGGCGCCUACGGCACCGCCUGCAACUGCACAAUCAACACGUGCUACAAGCAGCAGUGCCCCUGGCAGCGGGAGAGCGCGGACAGCUGCUCGUGGUCGAUGCAUGACAAGUGCAAGCGCGACUAUUCCUCCUGCGUGCUGCACAAGAGGCAAACGGCUGUGGGCGAGGUUCAGUACUGCCGCUGGAGGCGCACGCUGCUCUACAAAAAGUGUCUGAGCUAUCCGUAGGACGUUCACCAGGGGCUGGAGCUGGAGCUGGAUCUGGCCGUGGAAUGGCUUUUGUUAUGCAACAGAUUUUUUUAAUUUUAAUUUUAUACUCGAGUUUAUAAUUGUGUAGAGCUUUAAUUCGUACG